Molecule: messenger RNA, 612 nt
Organism: Cladocopium goreaui
Lineage: Eukaryota; Dinophyceae; Suessiales; Symbiodiniaceae
Source: the annotation of a GenBank genome assembly
AUGUCCAACCCCAAAGAUCUUGAUGCCCUAUGCCCGGGGGAAACCAAGCGUCAGCGUGAAGCUCUUCGGAGAAAGCUCCAAUCUGGAGGCCUCAAACCAGGGUUGGUGGAGAAGUUCACUGCGGCGCGAACUGACCAAGAGAAGUUUGAGAACUUGAAGCAGUUCAUAAUGGACCCAACGUUACAAUCUGUAGUUGUGGAGAGCUGGUUUAUCGAGCAAGCAAAGGAGAAAUCCAAAGGAACUUGGAUUGAGAAGCCCCUGUGCGAGUUAGAGGAGAUCUACAAGUCACCUGAAGACCGUGAAAGGGCGAAAGUCAGUGGAACCAGUAUCGGAGUCAGGGGAACAGUGGCUGCCAACAAGGCUGCCAGGCAGUCUUUGGCAGACAAGAUCACUGCACACCAGGCUUCGUUUGACGCAUCAGCUGGAUCCCUCUUCCCAGACCAACCGGCCAAUAAGAAAGCGAAGGCUGCAGCAAAGCCGACCAAGGUAGGGCAUGGUUCUUCCAAGUUCCAAAUUUUGUUACUGAUGAGAAUUUCAAUGUUACACAGUCCAUUUUUGAAAAGGCGAAGACCCCGGAAGAGGAGCGCAAGAAAGCUUUUCAACACUCUUUGA